Molecule: messenger RNA, 529 nt
Organism: Penicillium mononematosum
Lineage: Eukaryota; Fungi; Ascomycota; Eurotiomycetes; Eurotiales; Aspergillaceae
Product: UPF0220 family protein
Exons: 4
Coding region: 8-529 (173 amino acids)
Biological process (GO): late endosome to vacuole transport via multivesicular body sorting pathway; protein targeting to vacuole
Cellular component (GO): fungal-type vacuole membrane; Vps55/Vps68 complex
Source: RefSeq, a predicted model, not a curated record
CCCGAAAAUGGACAGCUCAAACAACCGACUCUUCCGCUUCUCCAAGCCAGAGUGGCUGAAUAACUCGAGCGUCCGCAAUGGCGGCGUCUACGUCGCAGGCGCCCUGUUCGCAGCAGGCUUCUUCUUCCUAAUCGACGUCGCCUCAUUCUCGCGCAGCCCGCGCAACGGCUCAGACGUGCAUAUCAAAUUCGUCGACUGGAUCCCCGGUAUCUGCUCCGCGUUGGGAAUGCUGGUUAUCAACUCGAUUGAGAAGAGUCGGCUGCAGGCUGAUAGCUUUAGUUACAGCGGGAGUGGGGUUGCGUGGAAGGCGAGAUUCGUGCUGUUUUUGGGCUUUGCCUUGCUUGCUGGUGGAUUGGCUGGGAGUGUGACGGUUAUGGUGCUCAAGUACCUCAUCAAGGAUUAUCCUAUCCAGACUCUUUACUUUGGAAUUGCGAAUAUUGUGGCGAAUGGUCUUGUCAUGCUCAGCUCGAUCGUCCUCUGGGUCUCUCAGAAUAUCGAAGAUGACUACACCUACAAUCUGGCCCUGUGA